This is a messenger RNA of Mya arenaria, 2050 nucleotides long. Its product is annotated as WSCD family member GA21586-like. NCBI's taxonomy places the organism in Eukaryota, Metazoa, Mollusca, Bivalvia, Myida, Myidae. Gene Ontology annotation, molecular function: sulfotransferase activity. The transcript has 6 exons. Bases 1274 to 2050 code for a protein of 258 amino acids. The record is from RefSeq and is a predicted model, not a curated record.
GAAUACAGCUCGACACAGUGUAAACACCGACAAGUUAAACUUUCGGAACGUCGCCUUCCAUUGACUGGGUUGUUAAGUUUCCCCGGGUCGGGAAACACAUGGACUCGACACCUCAUCCAACAAAUGACAGGUAUCGGAACAUCAAGCGUGUAUUGUGAUUCCAGCCUGCGAUCAAAUGGUUUUCCGUUUGAAUGCAACAGAGUUCCCGGAAAAACUAUCGUCGUCAAGGCGCAUGAGCUUAAGGACGUAUUCAAGUUCGAGAAGAUCGUUUUACUCGUGCGGAACCCUUAUGACGCGCUGCUCUCAUACGCAACGUUUUCUAAAGGAGGUCAUACGAGGAUUCCGAACAACAAAACUCUCAUUCAAGCCUCAAACAAGAUGUUUAAUCAUUCAUUAAGAUGGUUCUUCAACCUGCCUAACAGGACAUGUUCUACGUUCCACGGACUAGUCUACAUUUUACAGUAUGACCUUCUUAAAUCAGAUUUGCGCGCAGAGUUAGGAAAGCUAGCGCAGUUUCUUAAUAUAAGUGUCCCUCAAGCUGCCAUUGACUGUACCGUAUAUCUCCAAGAGGGAAAUUUUCACCGGAAUUCUAACGCCGAGGACCACUUGCGCAUGCUCAGGACUGUAUAUGACGACAAAAAACUUGAACAGCUUCGCAUAGUCGCCAGGAAAACAGAAAGCAUUCUGGAAAAACAUUUCAAUAGAAAAUUUUACAUAGGAGGUGACACGGAAAGUGCACUCUUAGGCAAAGUUAAUACUUAAUUUCAUUUUUAACGCCUAUGGCACUGCAGUUGUCCUAGUAAUACUUGAUAUAUCAGUUUUUAUUUGGAAUUUUCAGAGAGUUCAUUCAUUUUAUCUGCUUUUUUGACACUUUUUUUUUCUUCUUUUAAAUUCAGAGUAAACACACGAAGUAACUAAAUGAGCAUUGUCUUUGUGAAUAGUGACAUGAAAAUAGUGUUUUAAUGUCCCUUUGCCUUUGAUGAGAAUUUGUACAGUCUUUUUAUAGGGACUGUGAACAUUCCCGUAGAAAAGGGGUUUGCCGCCGAGAAAAGGCUGAUGACCCUGUCAAAAACGAUUGGUUGAUUUUGUCAAAGAGCCAACCUCUGCAAUGAAAGCUACCGAUAUGCUGUCAGCCUUCGAUAACAUCCGAUGGCGCCGAUCAAGUGGGAAGUCGGUAUAUCAAUAGUUUAGAGAUAACACUUCGUUGACGAGCUACAAGAAUGAUGUGGCAAAACUCCUAAAUUCAAAGGGAUUGAAAGACAACACAGCAACAAUGGCACAAAACAUUACAAAGGCUGAAUACAACUCGACACAGUGUAAACAUCGACAAGUAAAACUUUCGGAACGUCGCCUUCCAUUGACUGGGCUGCUGAGUUUCCCCGGGUCUGGAAACACAUGGACUCGGCACCUCAUCCAACAAAUGACAGGCAUAGGAACAUCAAGCGUAUACUGUGAUUCCGGCCUGCGUUCUAAAGGCUUUCCGUUUGAAUGCAACCGAGAGCUGGGGAAAACUAUUGUCGUCAAGGCGCAUGAUACCAAGGAUUUGGUGAGGUUCCAGAAAAUAAUUUUACUCGUGCGAAACCCUUAUGAUGCGCUGCUCUCAUACGCAACAUAUUCAAAAGGAGGUCAUACAAAAAUUCCGAACACCAAUACUAUCGUUCAAGCCUCAAACAAUAUGAUUAAUGACUCAUUAAGAUGGUUUAUCAGCCUGCCGUCCAAAACUUGUUCGACGUUUCGGGGACCAAUAUAUAUUUUACAGUAUGACCUUUUAAAAGCGGACUUGCAAACAGAGUUAGAAAAACUGGCACAAUUUCUUGAUAUCAGCGUCCCACAAGCCGACAUUGAAUGUACCGUCCGUCUACAAGAGGGCAAUUUUCACCGGAAGUCUAACGCCGAGGACCACUUGCGCAUGCUCAGGACUGUUUAUGACGACAAGAAACUUGAACAGCUUCGUACAAUCGCAAGGAAAACAGAAAGCAUUCUGGAAAAACAUUUCAAAAGAAAUUUCUACUUAGGUGGCGACACAGAAUAUGCACUGUUUGGGAAAUAA